Achroia grisella is the source of this 1966-nucleotide messenger RNA. It is a transcript of the gene UGP, whose product is annotated as UTP--glucose-1-phosphate uridylyltransferase. Gene Ontology annotation, cellular component: cytoplasm. The record is from RefSeq and is a predicted model, not a curated record. Gene Ontology annotation, molecular function: UTP:glucose-1-phosphate uridylyltransferase activity. The transcript is spliced from 7 exons. Lineage: Eukaryota; Metazoa; Arthropoda; Insecta; Lepidoptera; Pyralidae. Bases 61 to 1626 code for a protein of 521 amino acids. Gene Ontology annotation, biological process: glycogen metabolic process; UDP-alpha-D-glucose metabolic process.
GUGAUAUUUAGUAUUUUAUUAUAGGGAUAUAUUUUUAAAUUAUUGUAGAUAAAUCUAAUUAUGUCCGACUCUAGAGAAGCCGAUAAGAAGGAGUGUAACAACAGACUGCGACCUGCGAUCCGCAGUCACCAGCGUACCCCGUCAGGGUCCAGGGACUUCAAGGAAGCAACCAAGCGCGAUGCCCUCGCCAGGGUGGCCGUGGAACUGGAGAGGCUGGUCGGCACCAUCCCGGAGAACAGACGGCCCCUCGUGGAGAAGGAGUUUGCCGGUUUCAAGAAUUUGUUCAGCAGAUUUUUAGCAGAACAGGGACCAUCAGUAACAUGGGAAAAGAUCGAGAGAUUACCAGAAGGUGCGGUCAUAGACUACAACACGUUAGAGACGCCGACCACAGACAACGUACAUCAUAUGCUGGAUAAACUGGUUGUGGUCAAGUUGAAUGGAGGUCUGGGCACAUCUAUGGGCUGUAAGGGCCCCAAGUCGGUGAUACAAGUGAGAAAUGAACUCACAUUUUUGGAUCUGACUGUACAACAGAUUGAGCACCUGAAUAAAAGAUACAAAUGCAACGUACCAUUGGUGUUGAUGAACUCGUUCAACACGGACGACGACACGCAGAAGGUGAUCCGCAAGUACCGGGGUUUGAACCUCGAGAUCCACACCUUUAAUCAGUCCUGCCACCCGCGCAUCAACCGGGAGUCCCUAUUGCCCAUCGCGAAGAAUGGUGACGUGCACUCUGAUAUCGAGGCGUGGUAUCCACCUGGCCACGGUGACUUCUACGAAUCCUUCAACAACUCUGGCCUCCUCCAAAAAUUCAUCAAAGAAGGUCGUACCUAUUGCUUCAUCAGCAAUAUCGACAACCUCGGAGCCACUGUCGAUCUGAACAUCCUAAACCUACUCCUCAAUCCUGAACCACAACGUUCCACAUCAGAAUUCGUAAUGGAAGUCACGGAUAAAACAAGAGCUGAUGUAAAAGGUGGAACUCUAAUUCAGUAUGAAGAUAAACUUAGACUGCUAGAAAUAGCUCAAGUACCAAAAGAGCACGUGGAUGAUUUCAAAUCAGUUAGCCAGUUCAAAUUCUUCAAUACCAACAAUUUAUGGGCGAAACUCGACGCUAUACAGCGUGUUGUCGAACAAGGAUCACUAAAUAUGGAGAUAAUUGUGAACAACAAGCAUUUAGGUGAUGGAUUAAAUGUGAUACAAUUGGAAACAGCUGUAGGUGCUGCAAUGAAGUGCUUCGAAGGUGGAAUAGGCGUUAAUGUGCCGAGAAGUAGGUUCUUGCCAGUUAAAAAAACAUCAGAUCUACUUCUCGUCAUGUCGAAUCUGUACAGUUUGUCUCAUGGGUCGUUGGUCAUGUCGCCACAGAGGAUGUUCCCUUCAACACCACUCGUGAAACUGGGUGAUAAUCACUUUGCAAAGGUCAAGGAUUUCCUGAACAGGUUUGCGACGAUACCGGACCUUAUUGAGUUGGACCAUUUGACGGUAUCUGGGGAUGUUACGUUUGGCAGAGGAGUGUCAUUGAAGGGUACAGUGAUCAUAAUUGCGAAUCAUGGAGAUCGUAUUGAUAUACCGUCAGGGGCGCUACUCGAAAACAAGAUUGUGUCCGGCAAUUUGCGGAUCCUCGACCAUUAGUUUUUUAAGGACAAUGAUGGAUAAACCCAGGGGCGGAUCGUGAAGUUGUGGGGCCCUAGGCUAAAUCUACUUAGGUGUCUAUCUAAUUAAAUUACUCAACUACAAAAAUACACUGACCAAAACCUUCCUUUCGUUAGACGCGCACUUGCAUGGGUUGAUUGAUCUCAGGGUUGCCAACCUUAUGAUAGAUUUUUAAAGAUUCUAGAUAUUUUUUAUAUUUAAAAUAUCGUUUCAGUGGUGACUGGGGGCCCUAUGAAUCCUCGGGGCCCUGGGCUGCAGCCCAAAAAGCCCUUAGGUAGAUCCGCCCCUGGAUAAACCUAUCCAUUAAUAAGUGUAAACU